UUAUGUUAGAUAAAAUACUGGGCUAUGUUACACUCAACUCACGUAUUUAAAAAUACAAAAUUCCAGAUUUGUCAUCAUUAACCUUAUGUGAGUUAAGUGUAACGUAACCAAAUUGUAUUUGUUGUCAGCUGUAAAUGAUGAACAAGGGUGUAUGCAAUAAUCCUGCUAAGAUGAAUGCAAACCAAGGCACUGUGGGCAGCGAUCCAGUUAUCCUAGCGACAGCUGGGUAUGAUCACACCGUUCGCUUCUGGCAGGCCCACAGUGGGGUUUGCACCAGGACUGUCCAACAUCAAGAUUCUCAAGUGAAUUCCCUGGAGAUCACUCCAGAUCGCAGUAUGAUAGCAGCGGCAGGCUACCAGCACAUUCGAAUGUAUGAUCUGAACUCAAAUAACCCCAACCCUGUGAUCAAUUAUGAUGGUGUCAGCAAGAACAUCACUUCGGUGGGGUUUCAUGAGGAUGGCCGCUGGAUGUACACAGGGGGGGAGGACUGCAUGGCCAGGAUCUGGGACUUAAGGUCACGGAACCUGCAGUGCCAACGGAUCUUUCAAGUCAACGCACCUAUUAACUGUGUCUGCUUGCAUCCAAAUCAGGCAGAACUUAUUGUUGGUGACCAGAGUGGAGUUAUUCAUAUCUGGGAUCUUAAAACUGAUCACAACGAACAGCUGAUUCCAGAGCCAGAGGUUUCAAUUAACUCAGUUCAUAUCGAUCCUGAUGCCAGCUACAUGGCAGCUGUCAACAGCUCAGGAAAUUGUUACGUGUGGAAUUUGACUGGAGGCAUUGGAGAGGAGGUGACGCAGCUGAUUCCCAAGACAAAAAUACCAGCCCACAAACGAUACGCCCUCAGAUGUAAAUUUAGCCCAGAUUCUACACUCUUAGCUACUUGUUCUGCUGACCAGACCUGCAAGAUAUGGAGAACCUCCAACUUCUCUCUGAUGACAGAGCUGAGCAUCAAGAGCAGUAACCCGGGCGAGACGUCUCGUGGAUGGAUGUGGGACUGCGCCUUCUCUGGGGAUUCACAGUACAUUGUCACGGCCUCGUCAGAUAACCUGGCCAGGCUGUGGUGUGUGGAGACGGGCGAGAUCAAGAGAGAGUACAGCGGUCACCAGAAAGCUGUUGUGUGCCUGGCCUUUAAUGACAGCGUCCUGGGGUAACGAGAUGACUUCUUCACUGCUGGAUUUCAUCUGAGAAGGCUGACCUGUUUCUUUGUUUGUGUAUAUAUGCACACUUCCUCAGCAGUGAAAUAUGGACCACUUUAUUAGCACAUUGACUAGCAAAGGAACAGUUCAUUUUAUCAUGUUUGCUAUGAUCCCUGAUGUGUUUCUGCUGAGUAAAUUUAGAAUUGUUUUUAUUUGUAAUUUUACUAAGACUGCAGAGGCAUCAGGCCUUAAGGUCUGAUGUGUCCUGAUAGAAAAACAAGGAUUGUCAGACCCUUUUCUGAUGACUGGUCCUGAUGCAUUAUAUGUCACAUGGUGGAAGUUGCUAUGUUGACGUACUCCAAACGGGACCUACACACAUAAAACGACCUUUAAGACAGCCUGAAUCAUGGAAGCAUGACCACUUGUGCCAGAUUUGCCACUCUAUUGGCUAAAAGGUCUCCCCUAAAACCCAUUCCGCAUCCUCUGUUUAUAAAUGAUAUAUGACCUCAAGAGAAAUUUCUCAACUGUAAAAUAAAAUGUACUGGUAGUGAGGGUAUUUAUAUAAUAAUAAUUAUAUAAUGUAGUUGCUUUGACUGGUGAACAGCAAUUAUUGCUUAAUACAAAAGUGUUUUUAUUUUAUAUGCAGUGUGUGUAUAUAUAUAUAUAUAUAUAUAUAUAUAUAUAUAUAUAUAUAUAUAUAUAUAAGUAGUGCAACAAUUAAUCGAUGCAUCGAUUAUUGAUCAUCUGCCCUUAAAUUUGCAUCAAAUUACAACCCAGUUUGAAGUCUCCUGUUGCCGGUUUGCAUUAAAACCAUUUUUUUGUACUAAAAAGUGACAAGAACACAGCAUAUACUUUUUAUGUUAUAUGUAAUCAUUUCAAAAGAAUGCCAACAUUAAAUCUAUCGAUUACCUUC
Molecule: messenger RNA, 2049 nt
Organism: Acipenser ruthenus (sterlet)
Lineage: Eukaryota; Metazoa; Chordata; Actinopteri; Acipenseriformes; Acipenseridae
Gene: mlst8
Product: MTOR associated protein, LST8 homolog (S. cerevisiae)
Exons: 9
Coding region: 135-1151 (338 amino acids)
Biological process (GO): TOR signaling; regulation of actin cytoskeleton organization
Cellular component (GO): TORC1 complex; TORC2 complex
Molecular function (GO): protein binding
Source: RefSeq, a predicted model, not a curated record